AAAAAAAAAAAAAGCUUUAAAACCUCAAAUCAUCAGUCUCUCUCUGUGGGUUUGCUUCUGGGAACCUUGAAGUAGCUUCUUGGGAAGAAGAACCUUCUUGCUCGUUUGCCAAAUUCGGGUUUAGCUUCUUCACAGAUUCAAACCAUGAUUGAAAGAAGAGUAUCACCGGAACCUACUUUGGAUGAUGCAGUUUCAUUCAUUGAUUCUGUUAAGGAAGCAUUUCAUGAUGAACCUGCAAAAUUUCACGAGUUUAAAGCGCUCCUGAAUGAUGUUCGAGAUCAUAGAGUUGAUAACGCUAGUGUCAUUGCAAGAAUGAAUGAACUCAUUAGAGGGUACCCGAAGCUGCUUCGUGGUUCAAGAGUCUUCUUGCCCGAGGCUGAGAUAACCAUCCCUCCCAAGGCUGAGCAACGCCCUGAGUCUGAUGGUGAUCAAAAGAAAUGUGCUGAUUUAGAGAAUCAUAUGAACAAGCUUGAGACAAGGCUUGAUACUCUUGUAUUUCCGACAAUGACUGAAAAGACUUAUGAGGGAAGGAAGUCGAUAAAGGAGCUGCACGAGGAGGUAGUCUUUUUAUCCGAGGAUAAGAUAACCAUCCCACCCAAGGCUGAUAGAACCAUCCCCUCCGAGGCUAACAAAACCAUCCCUCCUGAGGCGAACAAAGGGUUAAGCCAAUUUCAAACCAUGGUUGGAAAAAGUGUACGACCAAAGAAAACUAUCAAUGAUGCACGUUCAUACAUCUACUCCGUGAAGGAAGCAUUUCAUGAUGAACCUGCAAAAUAUGCCGAGUUUCUCAAGCUCUUGGAUGCUUAUAGAGCCCGUAGAGUCGAUAAAGACAGUGUCAUUGCAAGGGUGGAGGAACUCACGAAAGAUCACCGGGAUCUGCUUCUUGGUUUAAGUGCCUUCCUGCCUGCGGCUACAAAAACAAUUCCUCACAAGGCUGAUGAGCUAACCAGCCUUCCUGAGGCUAACAGAGCCACCCCUCCCAAGGCUAGCAGAACCAUCCCUCUGAAGUUUAAGAUAACCAUUCCACCAAAGGCUAGAAGAACCAUCCCUUCUGAGGCUGAGAAACCUACACACUCUGAUGAAUUGAAUUUUAUGAACAAGCUUAAGGUACAUAGAAUGAUGGUACCUUUCUUGAUAUUUCCUCUUUUGCUAACUUGUGAGAUUAAUAACAUAUUCGUCGAUCUGCAGACAAGGUUUCAGAGAAUUGAUAAUCAUGUAGUUGGGUCAUUUCGCUCGAUAAUGAAAAUGUAUGAAGAAGGAAAGAAGUCAGUAAAGGAGGUGCACGAGGAGGUCUAUGAUCUUCUCUAUUAUCAUGAAGAUCUGAUUGAGGACUUCUCCAGAAUCUUUCGAUCCUUUCGCAUCAACAUCUCUACUAUUUCACUGAAUUUGUUUCUUGAAAUUGAAGUCGUUUCCACUGCGAAGAGGAAGCAUCUUGCUCGUUUGAGGGAUCGACUGAUGAUGAUCUGCUCUGUUUUUAACGAACAGAGAUCUCCAGUAAUCGGAAGAAGAGUAUCAUUGAAGCUAACUAUGGAUGCUGAUCGUUUAAAUAUCGCUUCUACGGAGAAAGCAUUUCAUGAAAGAGAACGAACAACUAUGCGUGAAACGGUUACAUACAUCGCUCAUGUGAAGGAAGCAUUUCUUGAUGAACCUGCAAAGUUUGACGAGUUUCUCAAGCUCAUGAAAGAUGUUUGUGAUCAUAAAAUCGAUGAAGCUAAUGGCAGUGCAAUGAUGGCUGAAAUCAUUAAAGGGCACCCAAAUCUGCUUCUUCGUUUAGGUGUCUUCUUUCCCAAGUAUUCUGUGAACAAGCAUAAGGGUAAGAGAACCAUCCCUCCAGAUGAUGAGCAUGGUGGUAGUGCUGAGUCUAGUAAUAACAAAAAAAACCGUGCUGCCAAUUUUAUGGAGAAUCUUGAGGCAAGGUUUCAGGGUGAUGGUGGUCAUGUAGUUAACUCAGUUCUCCAGAUAAUUAGGAUGUACACUAUUGAGGGAAACAAGUCCAAAAAUGAGGCGUAUCAUGAGGUCGUUGCACUUCUUCAGGGUCAUGUAGAUUUAAUCAUGGAGUUUGGCGAAUAUUUUAGUGAUAAAUUGUCUCAGCCUAAAUAUGCUUGAAUAUAAUGUGACAGAAAAGAGUAGAGCUUCUAACGAGAAGAGAGUGUUAUAGUUUUCUUUUGUAAGACAUUUGAGUUAGGUUUGAUUUCUUCGUCUAAAGAGAGAACAGAACAUCAUCAAAAUGCUAUAUUGAUAUUUCUUUGU
Arabidopsis lyrata subsp. lyrata is the source of this 2250-nucleotide messenger RNA. RefSeq lists its product as uncharacterized. Gene Ontology annotation, cellular component: histone deacetylase complex; chromatin. The record is from RefSeq and is a predicted model, not a curated record. Lineage: Eukaryota; Viridiplantae; Streptophyta; Magnoliopsida; Brassicales; Brassicaceae. Gene Ontology annotation, molecular function: transcription corepressor activity. Gene Ontology annotation, biological process: negative regulation of transcription by RNA polymerase II.